Molecule: messenger RNA, 6688 nt
Organism: Drosophila navojoa
Lineage: Eukaryota; Metazoa; Arthropoda; Insecta; Diptera; Drosophilidae
Gene: obe
Product: activating signal cointegrator 1 complex subunit obelus
Molecular function (GO): ATP hydrolysis activity; ATP binding; nucleic acid binding
Source: RefSeq, a predicted model, not a curated record
AUGUGGGAACCGCCUCGACUAAGUGCUGCGCUACGAGCCAAAACGGAGCUCGAAUCAAGGAAGCAAUCCUACAAAGGUCUGAACGAAGCUCUUGCUAAAAAUCUAGUGUCCACGACGACACCCAGCAAGAAAACUGAGCAGACGAUAGCAAAACUACUGUCACAAUUGCCGACGAACAAACAGCCAGAGGCCAAGGCUCAGCUGCAAAAGCUACGGAAUUUAGUGCAAGAAUGCAUGGGAUACGAGGAGCAGCCACAAGUAGUGGAACAUGCAGCCCUGUAUCUGUUCUGGCUGCUGCUGGAUGAGCGCGUGAUGUUGGUAGCCACCAACAAUAGACUGCACACCAUGUUUGGCAACACGUUCGAUCGGAAACGAACGCAGAUACACAACUGUGUGCUUGCUGUGAGAGAUGCAUUGGAGGAGGAUGAGCUGCUUGCUCUAAAGCGCUGGAGGCAAUCGCAAAAAUCGACGGAUCAGCGGCCACUUUGGGGCGAAGAUAUAUGCGUAAAAUACACACCGGCCAACUGGCAGGAUCCCAGCUUGUUGACGGAUAUGUCGCCCGAUGCACUGCUCAAAAAUCAAGUGGUUAACAAGUUUACCAUGAAACUGAAGACAGGACACAACUCGAUGCCAUCUGGAAAGCCUAGCACAGACAACUAUAAACUAAGCUCAGAGCUGGAAACACUUCUGGGCAUAGCCGAGAAAAUUGACGAUGAGCUGCUUCUAGAUCGGGUUGGCGACAUACUUGGUUCGAAGCGCAGCAGCGAAGAUCUGCAGAACGAGCUAAUGGAGCUCCUAGGCUUCGAGCACUUCGAAUUGGUUGGACAGCUGCUCCAGGAGCGUAUCAAGAUCGCGAAGCAACUGGAGCAAUAUGCAACAAGAUCCCGCCGCGUCAAGCUAGUAAAGCAAAAGCGGCAGUUGACAUCAGGCAGCUCUGAGAAGCGGCCGACGGUAGCCAGCGCAGUUGUGGUUCAGUCAGAACAGGAGAAGCUGCUGGGCAAGCAGCAGCGUCGCGAAGAGAAGAAGCUGCAGCGCAUCUUGCGCAACGUUAAAGACAAUGAUGAAGAUCGCGACGAAGAAGGUUGCGCUGUUGCUAUUUCUGCGCAGCAACUGCGAAUGCAGCACCAGCGUAAGCUGCUCGAGGCAGCGCAGCGCGAACCACUGCUACUCAACACCAAGGCAGUUAAAGCCGAGCAAUCAAACUACACGGCACCCAUAUACUAUCCCUAUGUCUUCGAUAGCCAACGGGAAGCCAAGCAACAUGCCGGCUUCAUAGGCGGCGGUCGCAUUGCGCUGCCCGACAAUGCUCAACGAAUCGACAAUAAACAAUGGGAGGAGGUCAAGAUACCUGCCAGUGAGCCACCGCCACUUACAGUGGGCAAUAGGCGCGUUCAGAUCUCGGAGCUGGACGACAUUGGCCAGAUGGCAUUUGCCAACUGCAAGGAGCUGAAUCGCAUACAAUCCGUGGUAUAUCCUGUGGCCUAUCACAGCAAUGAGAAUAUGUUGGUUUGUGCACCAACUGGAGCUGGUAAAACAAAUGUGGCUAUGUUGGCCAUUGUGCACACUAUUCGAUGCCAUUUGGAGCAGGGUAUCAUCAAUCGGGAUCAAUUCAAAAUUGUCUACAUUGCGCCCAUGAAAGCGCUGGCCUCUGAAAUGGUAGAGAACUUUUCCAAGCGCCUGAAAUCAAUGCAAAUCAGCGUGCGGGAGCUGACGGGCGAUAUGCAGCUAACCAAAGCAGAGAUGACGGCCACGCAGAUACUGGUCACCACGCCCGAAAAGUGGGAUGUUGUGACCAGAAAGGGCAGUGGUGACAUUGCGCUCGUCAGUCUUGUCCAAUUGCUCAUUAUUGACGAAGUGCAUCUGUUGCACGGUGAGCGUGGUCCUGUAGUGGAGGCUAUAGUGGCGCGCACACUGCGUCUAGUAGAGUCCUCGCAGUCCAUGAUACGCAUCGUGGGCUUAUCCGCAACGCUUCCCAACUACAUCGAUGUGGCCCACUUUCUGCGCGUCAAUCCCAUGAAGGGUCUAUUCUACUUCGACUCGCGCUUCCGACCUGUGCCCUUGGACACUAACUUCGUCGGCAUUAAAUCGGUUAAACCUCUGCAGCAAAUAGCUGACAUGGAUCAGUGCUGCUAUCAGAAAUGCCUAGAAAUGGUCCAGCAAGGUCAUCAGGUGAUGGUGUUUGUCCACGCACGUAAUGCUACGGUGCGAACGGCGAAUGUGCUGCGAGAACUGGCGCAGCAGAACAAUACCAGCGCCCUGUUCCUGCCAGCGGACAAUAAUGCCCAUGGCCUGGCCUGCCGUUCCAUACAGAAGAGCAGGAAUAAACAGCUGGUUGAGCUAUUCUCCUGCGGCCUGGCCAUGCAUCACGCCGGCAUGCUGCGCGCGGAUCGCCAAAUGGUGGAGAAAUACUUUGUGGAGGGUCACAUCUCAGUGCUUGUGUGUACGGCCACCCUUGCCUGGGGCGUCAAUCUGCCAGCUCAUGCAGUCAUAAUACGCGGCACGGAUAUCUACGAUGCGAAGCAUGGCAGCUUUGUUGACCUGGGCAUACUGGACGUGCUGCAGAUCUUCGGACGCGCUGGCCGACCACAGUUCGAUAAAAGCGGCGUUGGCACUAUUAUCACCAGCUACGACAAGCUCAAUCAUUAUCUUUCCCUGCUGACCAAUCAAUUCCCCAUCGAAUCUAACUUUGUGCAAUGUUUGGCUGAUAAUCUGAAUGCCGAAAUUUGCCUGGGCACCAUUUCCAAUGUGGAGGAGGCAAUCGAGUGGCUUAGCUACACUUACCUCUUUGUGCGCAUGCGCAUCAACCCACAUGUCUAUGGCAUUGAGUACUCAGAGCUGCAGAAGGACCCCACGCUGGAGGCGCGCCGGCGUGCUUUGAUUAUGUCCGCAUCAAUGAGUUUGGAUAAGGCCAAGAUGGUGCGCUUCAAUCAGCGCACCAUGGACAUGAACGUAACUGACCUAGGACGCACUGCCUCGCAUUUCUAUAUCAAAUACGACACGGUGGAAACAUUCAAUGAACUCAUGAAGCCUUACAUGACCGAAGCAGAGCUCCUAGCCAUGAUGUCGCAGGCGCAGGAGUUUCAACAGCUCAAAGUGCGCGACGACGAGCUUGAGGAACUGGACGAGCUGCGGGAGUACUACUGCAAAUUAAAGGCCUUCGGAGGCAGCGAGAAUGUUUGCGGCAAGGUAAACAUUUUAAUCCAAACAUAUCUGUCCAACGGCUAUGUCAAGUCCUUCUCGUUAAGCUCCGACAUGUCCUACAUAACCCAAAAUGUUGGUAGAAUUGCUCGAGCCCUGUUUUCCAUUGUGCUGAGGCAGAACAAUGCUACCCUGACGGGUCGCAUGCUGCAGCUCUGCAAGAUGUUUGAGCGUAGGCAAUGGGACUUCGACAGCCAUUUGCGCCAGUUUCCGACCAUCAAUGCGGAGACCAUUGAUAAGCUGGAACGACGUGGCCUAAGUGUUUACCGGCUGAGGGAAAUGGAGCAGCGUGAGCUGAAAGAAUGGCUGCGCAGCGACCGGUAUGCGGAGCAGGUCAUACGUGCAGCACGGGAGCUCCCUGUCCUAGAAGUCGAGGCCACAUUGCAGCCAAUCACCCGCACCGUAUUACGCAUCUCUAUAAAAAUCUGGCCUGAUUUCACAUGGAACGAUCGCGUGCAUGGCAAGACGAGCCAAAGCUUUUGGCUUUGGAUCGAGGACCCGGAGUCCAACUACAUAUAUCAUUCGGAGCUGUUCCAAAUAAGUCGCAAGUGCGUGUUUAGCGGUCAGUCACAACAGCUCGUGAUGACCAUUCCAUUGAAGGAGCCCUUGCCGCCCCAGUACUACAUACGCGUCAGCAGUGACACCUGGCUGGGCAGCACCACCUGUGUGCCACUGUCCUUCCAGCACCUUGUGCUGCCGGAGCACCAUCCGCCACUGACGGAGCUGCUACCUUUGCGUCCACUGCCAGUAGCCAGUCUGCAGAAUGAGCUCUACGAAUCACUGUACAAAUUCAGCCACUUCAAUCCCAUACAGACGCAGAUUUUCCACUGCCUGUACCACACGAACAACAAUGUCUUGCUGGGCGCCCCCACGGGCAGUGGCAAAACAAUUGUUGCAGAGAUCGCCAUUUUCCGCGCACUAAACCUACAACCCAAGUCCAAAGUGGUGUAUAUAGCGCCGCUAAAGGCGCUCGUCAAGGAGCGCAUCGCAGACUGGCAGCAGCGCUUCGAGCGCUCACCGCUGGGCCUUAAAGUUGUGGAGCUGACAGGUGAUGUCACACCGGACAUUCAAGCUAUUCGUGAAUCACAACUGAUUGUCACAACGCCGGAGAAAUGGGACGGCAUCAGUCGAUCCUGGCAGACUCGCGAGUAUGUGCAGCAUGUCUCGCUGAUUGUGAUAGACGAAAUCCAUCUCCUGGGCGAAGAUCGUGGCCCAGUUAUCGAAGUUAUUGUUUCCCGCACGAAUUUCAUCAGCUCGCACACGGGUCACUCCAUACGCAUUGUGGGCUUGUCAACGGCGCUAGCGAAUGCUCAGGACUUGGCCAACUGGCUGGGCAUUAAACGAAUGGGACUGUACAAUUUCAAGCCUUCGGUGCGGCCGGUGCCGCUGCAGGUGCACAUCAAUGGCUUCCCGGGAAAGCACUAUUGCCCGCGCAUGGCCACAAUGAACCGGCCAACUUUCCAGGCCAUACGCACAUACUCUCCAUGCGAGCCGACCAUUGUAUUCGUGUCCUCGCGUCGACAGACUCGCUUAACGGCGCUGGACUUGAUCACCUUCGUUGCUGGCGAUGAGAACCCCAAACAGUUCCUGCACAUCGCCGAGGAUGAAAUGGAGCUAAUCCUUCAGAAUAUUCGCGAUCAGAACUUGAAGUUCUGCCUGGCGUUUGGCAUUGGGCUUCAUCACGCUGGCCUGCAGGAGCCGGAUCGCAAAUGUGUGGAGGAACUGUUUUUGAAUCGCAAGAUUCAAGUCCUGGUGGCCACCGCCACAUUGGCUUGGGGUGUCAAUCUGCCUGCCCAUCUGGUGGUCAUCAAGGGCACCGAAUACUUUGACGGCAAGGUAAAGAAAUAUGUCGAUAUGCCCAUUACGGAUGUCCUGCAAAUGAUGGGACGCGCUGGACGGCCCCAGUUCGACAACGAGGGCGUGGCCGUCGUCCUGGUGCAUGAUGAGAAAAAGAACUUUUACAAGAAAUUCCUCUACGACCCGUUCCCGGUCGAGUCCAGUCUGCUGGCCGUGCUGCCUGAGCAUGUCAACGCUGAAAUUGUAGCUGGAACAGUGCAGACCAAACAGGCGGCCCUGGACUAUCUAACAUGGACAUACUUCUUCCGACGACUGCUGCGUAAUCCAUCGUACUAUCAGCUUGAGGGCGUCGAGCCGGAGAAUGUGAAUGCCUUCAUGUCCAGCCUGGUGGAGCGGGUCGUCUACGAAUUGGCGAAUGCUGCCUGCGUCGUCGAACGGGAGGGGCAACUAGUGCCCACGUUUCUGGGCCGCAUCAGCUCCUAUUACUAUCUGUCGUACCGCACAAUGAAGCAUUUCCUGGAAGAUCUAGAGCCGGGCAUGGACACCAAGCAGGUUCUCCUGGCCAUCUCAGAUUCCUAUGAGUUUGAUCAGCAACCUGUGCGCCACAACGAGGACAAGCAUAACGAAGAAUUGGCCGAGGUGCUUCGCUUCCGACCUCCAUCUGCCAGUUGGGAUUCACCCUACACGAAAACAUUCCUGCUGCUGCAAGCUCACUUCUCCCGCCAGGCGCUGCCCAACUCGGACUAUCUGACGGACACGAAGUCGGCACUGGACAAUGCUACGCGUGUCAUGCAAGCGAUGGUAGACUACACUGCAGAGCGUGGCUGGCUAUCCACAAGUCUGGUUGUGCAGCAAUUGAUGCAGUGCGUCAUUCAGGCACGCUGGUUCGACGCCUGCGAGUUCCUCACGCUGCCCGGUGUCACCGAAGCCAACGUGGAUGUGUUUCUCAAUAUUCAGCACGACAAUUACGAAUACCUAACGUUGCCCGUUCUCAAAGAAAUCUGCAGAAAUGAUUACGAAGUGCUGGCACAGCCUCUGCGGGAUGCGUUCGAGGAACACGAGAUUGAGCAAAUGUACAAGGUCAUUCAAGGUUUGCCAGAAAUCUCACUGCAAAUUUCUGUAGAGGGUCGCUAUAUGGAAGAGGAGUACGCCAAGCGACCCGUGUCAAUUAGCGAAGAUUCAGUCGAAUGGGUACCACUGCAUGCCAACGAAGACUAUGUACUGUGCGUCGAUCUGCAGCGCAUGAACGUUGCUGCCGCUCAGCGUAGAGGUGGCGGCCAGGGAUACUCCGUACACAGUCCAAAGUAUCCAAAGCCAAAGAAUGAGGCUUGGUUCCUAACGCUCGGCUCACAAGCGAAUGACGAACUGCUGGCUAUGAAACGUCUAACACUGCGCGGCAUUCGCUCCGCAAAUCGCAUCUCCUUCCAGGCAACGCCACGUCGCGGCCGUUUGCUGCUCACAUUAUAUCUAAUGUCCGACUGCCUGAUCGGUUUCGAUCAGCAAUACGAUCUGCAUUUUGAAAUUAUAGAUGCUAAGGCUUAAGCGCAAUCGAUUGCCAAACGUCGUAGACCGUUCCUUAACUGAGGGCAUUUAGAUCAUAUUUAUGGACUAAGUAGUUAUACCAGCUGUGCUGUUUGUAUUAUAUACAUACAUACAUACUAUCAUAAUUAAACUUACAUAUUUAUUAUGUUGG